ACCAUAUGCAUAGCAAAGCUUCGAGUCCAUGAAUAUUCCGCUUCGACAUCGAUAUGGAUGGCGUUGUUCGAUUAGCCCCAGGAUUUAUUGCCCUUAAGGUUAUCGCACUUUUCAUUGCUAUUGGAAUUUCUUGUUUUUGUUCGGCAAGUCACGAAGCAGGGAUGUUGAAACGGUUCGAAAUGGCAUUUGCUGUCAAUGCAGUUAAACGGAAGUUGUGGCAAAACGAAAACAUAAGUGAAGACAGCACCGAUAAUAAAAAACAAAAAAGAAAGAAAGGAGAAAAAAAAAAAACAAAAGAAAAAGUAAAAGCAAAAAUUUUUAAAAAACCAAGAAUGCAUUUCAAGUGGAAACGUACAAAUAUGGAAAAUUUUCAAAAAAUUAUAUGCAUUUGGUUGUGUUGUGUUUACUGCAUGUUUGGACGUACGCAACUAAUGACAGCGCCGACGGUAGCAGCUGCGGCAGCAGUUCCCUAUGAGUAUUUCGAUGAUCAUGAUUCAUUGCUAUAUGACUUGGAUAGCGAACAAAUCCAGGCUAAAUAUGAUACACGUUUGCUGUCGGAGCAAUUGCUGAAAACUGAACGACAACAUAAGCAUCAUCAUAAAAAGCGGUUUAAUAUUGAUGCAGAUGUUAUGAGUGACGGAGAUGAUGAUAGUCGUAUGGUCGAAUUUAACCAGCAGCACGAUGAUGCCAUUAUUGAUAUGAAUGCUAAGGCCAAUGUACCUCAGGUCAAUGCAUUGAAGCAGCUCAAGAGUUCAACACUUGCUGGCAAAUCGUCAACGCGCCAAACCUCUAAUAUGGAAAAUGAUAACACAAACGAUGACGAUGAUAAUGAUGAUAAUGAUGAUGAUGAUGAUGAUGAAAGACUUGGUGACGUUGCUGAUGUUGGUAUUGAUGAUAAAAAUAAUAAUGAUAAUGAUAAUGAUGAUGAUGGUAAUGAUGACGAUGACAAUGAUGAUUUAGAGCCACAUGAACGUGCCGCUUCAUGUUAUACGGGUGGCGAACGUUACACUCAUGGCCAAAAGGUACCCCGUUCGGAUAGCUGCGAGGUGUGUCUAUGCAUGGAUGGUGAAAUAUUUUGCUGGUGGGAGAAAUGCGAUAAGAAGCGAAUAAAGUCGGCUAUUGUCAGUACAGAUUACAUGCCCACACCUUAUGGUGACACAUCUACUAUUGCUACGUUUGGCAUUAAAGGCGGUAAAGAUAGUAAAGAACAUGAAUUGUCAACGGCGAAGACGAUUAUAAAACCUGUGAAAAAACCAAUCAUGUCGAAUCAUUUGAAAUACGACAAUGAUGAUUUAACGGAAAUUAUUGAGAUGAAACAAGAGUUAAACAAGGCGUACAAAAAUCAAUUGAUUAAACAAGAAAAAAUGCAUGUCAAACAGGAGCCAAAGAUGAAACACAAUCAUGACUCGCAAUCGCAUACACAACUUAAGCCGAUCAUAAAAAAUAAAAAAACAGAAUCAAUGCAACAUCAAGAACAACAGCAAGAGCAACAGCAACAGCAACAGCAAGAGCAAGAGCAGCAACAACCAGAGCAUUGGAAAUCGUUCAUGAAUAAACAUGAUCGCCAUAGCCCGGGGUCAAGUAAAAUACUUAAUUUUCCAGAAAAUUUACCCUCCGUAUUGUAUUACGAUUACAAAACGGAAGAACAUCAACAUCAUCAGCACUUGCACCAUCAGCAGCAUAUAAAACAUCAACAGUUACUUAAGCAAAAAAAACAACAACAAAAACAACUUAUCCAGCAGCAAAAUGAACAGCAUCUAUCGCAUAUAAGCAGACUUGACGCAUUUAAUCAGAACAUAUUUCCGACCUAUAAAAAUAUCCAACAACAAGUAAAGACAACAACAGCCAACGCCAAUGUAAACGGAUACGAAAACGCUUACUCAGAAAUCGCAACAGAAAUUGACAGCGAUAUCUUGCCGGAGCCACCCAUGAAAAAAGCCAAAUUUUAUAAAACUACACCAGCAACGGCGGCAGCAGCAGCAGCAGCAACAACAUCGCAAAAUUAUUCAUCGUCUUUCCCAUACGAUAAACAGGACGAACAAAAGAUGGAUGAUACGUUAACGUUAACUGCUCUGAAUGAGCAAAAGACGCAACCACAAUCUACUGGGAGUUUGGAUUUUAAUCGAAUUAAAAUUAAUAGCAAUAAAGACAGCAUGCAUGAGACAGUAUCAAGAGAUGAACUACAUGAUGAUGUGGUUGAUGUCGAAGACGAGCAAUUGAAUGACAGCAUUAACGGCAGGAAUGAUGCUGAAGACGGCGAUAGUAAUGAUAGUAUGAAUGAUGAGGAUGAUGCCUUUCAUCGUUGGCUAACCUCAACUGAAACUUAUGCUAAGUAUAAUAGAAACUAUGAUAAUAUUGAUAUGGGAAUUGUUACAAAUUCAAAUAAAGUAGCAACGACAACAACAAAAACAUUAAUUACUACAUCAGACACAUCUUUGCCAUUGCGAACAGUUUCGAAUGUUGCUACAGCUUUAAAGACUGCACAAGAUAGAAAUAAUGAAAUACGUAAUGCUACCAAUAACCAUCGAGCGAAUACUGAUAACAGCAAUAACAAUAACAAUAACAAUUUUACACCAUACAGUAAUCCUUAUAAUAUGGUCAUGGAUUUCAAUGAUAUCAUUGAUAGGGAGAAUAGUGGAGUAGAUGAGGAUAGCAGUGGUGCGGAGAAUGAUGCAGUCGAUAUGUCAAACAUCGAUAUAACCCUGACUACGGCAACCAUGUUGGAAAAUAAUGAACGCCUACAAACACAAUGGCAAGGGCAAUCACAAACACCAUUGCAGUCGCUUGAAAAGCAAAUCACUCCAACAACGAAGCAUUUAUUUAGCCAACAGUCACAUUUAAUUGUUAACAUGAAUGCGAACAAUAGCAACUGUAGCAAUAGCGGCAAUACGCUCCUUACAGCAGCCCUCAAUCAAGUAAACAUAUCAACAGCAUUAACUAAAAAUCGCACCGCUGCUGGUUAUGUAGACAGUGCCAGUAACAGAAACAAAAACACCUACUCAACGCAUGCAUUGAUUGCAACGAAUUUUACUUUGCCGGCAUUGCCUGACAGCACAACGCCCCAAAUGGCCUCAACAGCAGCAAUAACAACUACAUUAAAUCCAGAACGUCAGUGCAACGUUAUGGGCACUCUUUAUAAAAUCGGUGAUAUUUUGCCCCAGGAUACCGGAAAUUGUUUGCAAUGUAUUUGUAUUGAUGGUUCAACUACUGAUGACACGCCUCGCGUAACAUGCAGUCCGCACAAUUGUCCACCUCUGGUGCUGCCAGAUUUAUUUGACGCUACGGGUUACUAAAUAAAUAAAUACAAAAAUUCCAACAACAAAUCUCGUUUGCUCAUCCACACUUACAUUCAGACUGAAUCAAUUCUGAGCAUAGAGUGUGUUUUUAACACACCUACAUACAUACAUACAUACAUACAUACUACAUAUAUGCAUUCUCAUAUACGAGCAGGUUAGUAACAUAAAACAAUUUACUUCCAUCCAACGAAACAGACAAAACACUGAAUAAUUUCAAGGAAAAGCAAAAUGCGUGCGGAUGUCAGAUUUUGUUGAAAUUAAAAACAAAAAAAACAAAAGCUGUAAAAAAUAUUUCAAAUAUUUCUAAAUUGGAAUUUGUUUA
Glossina fuscipes is the source of this 3618-nucleotide messenger RNA. RefSeq names its product myb-like protein W. The record is from RefSeq and is a predicted model, not a curated record. The coding region runs from base 54 to 3293 and encodes 1079 amino acids. NCBI's taxonomy places the organism in Eukaryota, Metazoa, Arthropoda, Insecta, Diptera, Glossinidae. The transcript has 7 exons.